Messenger RNA from Eriocheir sinensis (Chinese mitten crab), 886 nucleotides. RefSeq lists its product as uncharacterized. Lineage: Eukaryota; Metazoa; Arthropoda; Malacostraca; Decapoda; Varunidae. The record is from RefSeq and is a predicted model, not a curated record. The transcript is spliced from 4 exons. The coding region runs from base 110 to 886 and encodes 258 amino acids.
CAAAUUAAACAAUUAUGAAAAAAGAAAAAUGAAAAAGAUAAUGCAGAGUGCCGAUAUGAAUGCAUAUUCCGCCAUCACAACAACGCGCGCGCACGGAAGCUGAUCGACAAUGGACCGCGCUGCACCACUUUCGUCAAGGCAGAGGAGAGUCCUGGUGCAGCUAGUGGAGGAAAGGCCUGUCCUUCAAGAUAGGUCAACCAGCACUGCGGUCCAGCACAAGAAGAACUUGGCGUGGGAUGAGAUCGCCAAAAACUUCAACGCCAUGCACCCUGAUCUGGAGCCGCGAUCAGUUCAACAAUUGAAAAGAAGUUUCAACCGCAUCAAAUUGAAUGUGAAAAAGGAAGAGAGAGCCUACAAGCUGAAGGUGAAGAGGACUGGUGGUGCCCCUCCUCCAUCACCUCCCAAGUUUACAGAAGAACAUGAGACUGUUGCCUCCAUGAUCUCUGGAGAACUCAACAUGGGCGAGGAUGUCUUUGACACUCUUGCCAUUCAAGAUGGGCAUCCAGUGGAUGAGGCAGGCACUCCCAUCAUGGAUGUUACUUUCACUGUGAGUGGAAAACUGCCACCGACAGAGGUCCCCUCUGCUACUUCUGCCGCUGAAUGUGCUGAAGCACCUGCACCUCCUAGUGCUUCUACAUCUUUCCAGCCAGAAGCUUCAUCCUCUGCAUCCACUGCACCAUCACUAACUACAUUUACAUGUAAUGUGGCCUCCUCUUCUGCUGCCCCACGGCAGAGGAAAUUUGAUGCAGAGUACCAGGCCUGUCGGAAGCAGCAGGAUGAUGGGGGCGAGGAUGUCAGAUACAGUGCCAGAGAAGUGGCCUCUGGGAUCAUCUUUUUCUGGGGUGUUUUAUGGGGCUGGUUAGGCUGUGGGACCACUGCCUCCUGA